AUGUUCUUUUCAUCACUUUUACAGAGGCGCAUACGUAAAAAGCCCCGUAGACAGAGUACUCGUGAAGAAGAUGACCUUUCCGAUGAACCCGUUUACUGUGUGUGCAGGUCGUCUCAGUGUGAUUCGUUCAUGAUCGCUUGUGAUGCCUGCGAGGAGUGGUAUCACGGUGAGUGUAUCAACGUCACCCCAAAACAAGCGGAAUGUAUUCAAAAGUUUUACUGCCAGGCCUGUAGAGACGAAAAACCCGAGUUGCAAAUUGAGUUCAAACCGGAACACUCAAAUGGUCGUCAGUCAUAUGGAAGCAGACACAGGUCUUCCGAAAUCGCCAGUCCUAUUAUUGGCGAAACGGAUGACUACGCUGAUCUGUUCAGUGGCAUUCAAUCACGCAAACGUAGUCGCAAACAUUCCCAAAUUACCCAGCCUAAACCUCGGCGCGCACCUAAUGCAAUGCCUUUUCGUGGCGGUGAUUCUUCGGAAGACGAAUUUGAUCUCGAUCACUCUCAGUUCGCCUCCCCAUCAUCAAGUUAUUCACAAUCCCACGCAAUGCCGUACUCACAUCGCCCAAAGUACAGCCGAAUGACACCCCCGUCUUACGAAAGCCAGGCUGAUCCAGAAUUUCAACACCAGUGGCGACGCCCAAUUGCGCGAAGCAGAUAUCCUCCACCUUGUGGUGAAUGCGACAGCUGCAAAACACGGGAUAACUGCGGAACCUGCGAGGUUUGUAGAAGUCCGAAAUUCAAGCAAGGUCGCAGUCGACAGUAUUGCCUCUACAAGGCAAAAAUGUGUUUGGCAAAUGAUUCAGAAUUUCAGCAAGCGUGGCGGCGUCCCGUCGCACGGGGCCGCUACUUCCAACCAUGUGGCGAAUGUGAAAAUUGCAAAACGAAGGGGAAUUGUGGGAAUUGCGACGUGUGUCGAAGUUCCAAGUUCAAGCAGGGCCGGACUCGACAAUAUUGCUUAUAUAAGGCGAAGAUUUGCCUUGCUAAUGAUUUUCAGCGCCAACCCUCAAAAGUUAGUCCCAAUCAAAGUCAUUUGUCUGAUAUUGACUACGAAGCUCAAUUUGACGAUUUCUCAUCGUCUUCUCGAUUUUUGCCGGGAUCCCACAAAAGUGGCAUAACAAUUGGAAGUAAGAUGCGUCGGGGCGACCAUUUGCCCGGUGGCUUGGGUCCAUCAGGGCGCCAUGUUCACGACCGAGUUCUUGAACCUUCAUAUAGUCGACGGGGUCCUAACUCCGACAUGAACUUUCUCGAAAGUCCAGAUCUCGUGACGUCUUAUGGAAUGCCUUCUCAUCGUGUUGAUAGAAAUGGGUCGUCCCGUUUUGGUGGGCAUCAAAAUCGUCAAGAUGACACUGAGCCACGUGUUGUGCGUAGCGUUGGCGGUAUUUUAGACAACGAAGAUCUUCUUGAGGCCUCGGAUGUCCCUCCUAAUUACGAUUCUGAUGAGGACGUUGUUCUUCCUGAAAUGCGACCUUGUGCCGGGCCCGCUUGUUCAAAGCCGGCCAUACGUUCCAGAUAUUGCUCAGAAGAGUGUCAAUUACGCCAUGAAAGCGAUAAUAUAAGCAGGGUGCACACGACACCCCGCUUUUCCAGUCCCAAGGAGCAAAUUCUGACACCAUAUGCCCUACCGUAUCCUGAUCACUUAUACUGUCGGCAUCAUCGUAUGCACAGCGCCCAAUUAUACAAUGUUGAUUCAGCUGUUAACGUCCAGCAAGGCAGCUCCUCAAUUUCGGACGUUUACUCCGAAGUUUACCCCCAUUUUGUAAGCAGUAACCAAUCUGCAGCCUUGGACUAUGUCUACGAUCCAAUGGCCAGCUCUACUCAAAUUCCGACUAGUUAUAAGCGAUUGUCAGGAACCCAAAGUGGUGGUACCAGUGUCUCGGACGACUACUUCGCGACAUAUUCUCAAGGAAAUCAUGUUUCCAAGGUUAGUGCCAUCAGUCAUGCAAGGAAAUUCGCCGGUUUGGAUAAUUUACGAGGACGCACUCCACUAAAUCCCUCUGAGCACAUGGUAAGUAAUCGGGUGCUCACCCUCCCCAAUCGCCGACAGACCCAGCAAUCACUAAGUACCUGUGGUGGAGGCGAUAUCCUAUCCCCUCCCAUCCCACUGGACUCGAUAACUCCAACGGUGCGGCCCAUUCGCAUGUAUAAUGGACAUCUGGGCAGUGGAUCUGCUGAUUACCGUGUAAGCGCAGCAGACGGCGAAAGCGCAGCUGCUGCGGAGUUGUUGACGACAGACGCAAAUGAUUUACUGGACGUCGACGGCAAUUCCUCGUCUGGAAUCGGCGGUGGCAGCAGCACGAAUGCUGGACCUUCGAGUGGUGCUCCUGCCUUCCGACAAGGCGAUGAAUACUACAUGAUGAAUGAAAACGAAAAUAUUGAAAUUAAUUGGCCGACUUCUCCGGGUGGCGUUGCCACGGCCUCAGCCGGCACUGUUUAG
Messenger RNA from Mesocestoides corti, 2433 nucleotides. The record is from the annotation of a GenBank genome assembly. NCBI's taxonomy places the organism in Eukaryota, Metazoa, Platyhelminthes, Cestoda, Cyclophyllidea, Mesocestoididae.